AUGAGUGCGAAAGGCCUCCUAGCUGGCGCUGCUGCUGCUGCCGCCGGCUCGGUCGCUGCUUCUGCCGCCGGCUCGGUCGCCAGCUCUGCCACCGGCUCUGAGGAUGCGGCUGCCGCUGCGGAGGCCAGCGCCGUGCGGCCGGCGGCGGCGCCCCCUCCGGCCGGACCGGCCGCACUCGGCAACCCAGUGGCGCUGACGUCCUUCUCCAAGCUGGUCUCCGCCAGGAGGAAACUGAAACAGGAGGCGCCCAGCCUGCCGCUGCGCCGCCAGGAGCUGGACGGCCGCAGCGAGUACCUGCUGCGCUGCCUCUCCACCUGUACCGGACUCGGCUGGCAUGAGCUGCUCGAUAUCGUCUACGAGGAGAAAAUGCUGGCUCGUCUGGAGGUGCUGUUCAUGGUGAACGGCCCUCAGCGCCUGCUGUGGUUCUGCCAGCCGCCUCACGCGCCGCCCGGACCGCCGCCACCGGACCAGCGAUCCGGCUCUCGGGCGGUGCGCGGCGCGGCCCACUCCAGUCGUCAGAACACCCUGCUGUUGACUGACGGCGUCUCGGUACCUCUCCGGGGCAUAGCCACCGCCAUGACACGCAACUCGAACCAGCGCGCCAUCACCGACGACAACGCACACAAGGAGGUGCUGUUCUGUACGCUGCCCGGCCGCGGCGACAGCCUGCUGCAGGCGGCCGAGCGUCUGCUCCGACUGGUGUUCAUCCCCGUCAUCAGCCGACACCCGACCGAGCUGGACGGCACGCCGGCGGGCCGCGCGUGCCGCCACCAGCUGCUGCUGGCCCUCUGUACCACCGCAUCGAUAUUCCACGUGACGGAGAGCAGCAUCCGACAGCAGGUGGUGUUUGAGGACAUCCCGCUGGAUCUGUCCUUCAGCACACCUGCCGAGGCCAUGGCGCUCUACAAGGACAAGUACAAGCUGAUCGUCAUGGAGCAGUACGUCAACAUUUGGAUCCGACAAAUCGAGGAGGUGCUGAUGCAGAGUGAACUGCUGCGUAAGGAGGGUAACGAGACGGGGCCACACAAGGAGCUCGAGUACUGGAAGGUCCGCUCGUCCGUCAUCGACUCCAUCAUCGAGCAGCUCAAACUGCACAAGGUAAAGACAGCCGUAUUCUGUCUCCAAAUGAACCACUACCCGAUCAUCAAGCUGUGGCGUCGCACCGACCGCCGGAUCACGGACGCCUUCAAUGAGGCCCGGGACAACAUCCGCUUCAUCUACUGCAUCGAGAAGCACCUGCACCCGCUGACGCUCGGCUCGCCGCCGGAGAUGGUGGGAAGUAUCGCUGGUCUGUUCAACGCCGUGAGGAUGAUCCACAGCGUGUCACACUACUACAACUCCUCAGAGAGAAUGUCCGCCCUGCUUAUCAAGGUGACCAACCAGAUGAUCGUGUCCUGUAUGGACUACAUCAGCGACCGGGGCCGGUACACCAUCUGGAACCAGCCCGAGGAGGACGUACGUUCCAAGAUCCGCGACUGCAUCUCACUGCGGGACCACUACCACGCCGGUUUGGAGCGUGCCGAGACGACCCUGGAGAACGUAGGCGACCGUCCGUUUGAGUUCAGCAAGGUCUACAUCUUCGGCAAGUUCGACGCCUUCUGCUCUCGGCUGACCAUGAUCACCAAUCUGUUUGAUUCAAUACAGGUCUACUCGCGACUCUUCAACUCACGAAUCGAAGAUCGUGUUGCAAGUCGGAAUGUGUCCACGUCUGACCCCAGUAUACCGUCACUCACAGGACUGUUGCAAGGAGUUCCCAUGGUGGAGGAGAUCAUCACCAUGUUCCGCCAAAUGGUGGACGAUAUCACCCAGAAGAAGUACGACUACCUCGACUACAAGAGCACCCAGUUCGCCUCCGACUACGCAGAGUUCCGGCGCGGCUCGGCCUCGCUGCUCGCGCAGAUCAGAGGCACGCUCGAGCAGGGCUUCCACGAUGUGUGGGAGACACCACAGGCGUUCUAUUUCCUCGGAAGGUUUGAAAAGGUGGCGGCGGUGGUGCCCGGUCUGAACAUGGCCGACAAGCACCAGCGUAUUGCCGAGUACUACAGCCGCCUGGUGGCCACCAUACAGCGGCACUACGUGCUGCACAAGGACAGCCCACCCGUGGCCUGGAACGAACCGCCGCUCGCAGGUCAGCUGCGCUGGGCGCGGAUGCUGUACCGCCGCCUCAGCGAGCCGAUGGAGGUAAUCCGUCACCAUCCGGCGCUGCUGGCGCUCACAGAGACCAAGCGGGCCGUGCGGCGCUACAACAAGCUGGCCGUGUGCCUGUGGAGGCUGCAGCACCUGCUCCACCAGGCCUGGAUGGACAGAAACGUGCUGUACAUCGAGCGUCACCUGGCGUGGCCGGUGGUGGUCCAGGAAGGUGACGAGCUGCGGCUCAACUACAGCCACGAGAUCCGCGUGCUGCUCAGGGAGAUCGAGGUCAUCCUGCGCAUGGGUCUGCCCGUGCCGAUCGUGGCCAGCGCCCUGCUCUCCCGCAGACAGUACCUGGUAGACUCGGCCAAUUCCGUACAGGACCUUCUGGAGUAUUUUAGCGCGGUGCGCGGCCGGGUGGUGCCCAGCCUGCAGCCGCUGCUGGUGCCGCAUGUGCAGCACGUGCGAACCAUGCUGGACACGCGACUGGCGCGCCUCACAUGGACCUCUGCCAAACUGGGCCCGACCGUGGCCGAGAUCAGAGAGGCGGUGCGGCAACUGGAGGUGCUCAUUGUAAGGCUGGUGGACAUCCACGGCAGUCGGAUAGAGGACACCCUCGGACGAAUGUACUCGGUGCGACUGUACACUCUGCCCGGGGACAAGCCGUGGACGCUGGACGACUUCCUCGUGCGCACAUACAAACUGUGUGUGCAUUCGGCGCAAGAGCUGGACAGCCUGAGCGGCACCAUCGAGCAGGGCGUCCAGGAGCUGGUGGAGCUGGUGCACCAACAUGACCCCACGCGCGCCGAGGAGUCCUCCAGCGGCUUUGUCGAGACCGACGGCGAGUCGGACGGCACCGGAUCGUCGGCCAGCUCUCUGGCUCAGCCCCCGUCGGGCCCGUCCACCCCGAUCCCCCCGGCCGGGUCAGAACUGGGCACCUCCCGCAGCACGGCACGGGCCGUCACCCCACAGGAGUUGGAGCGUCGUCGGAAGGAGAUGCGCCAGCGGAUGGAGCGGGCCGGCAAGGAGCUGCGCCGCCUCUACCACAGGAAGGUGCUGGAGGUGCUGCUGCGGGCCACAAAGGUGGCACUGGAGGCGCUCCGAAAACGGCUCUCCUGGGUGGAGAAGGGAACCUGUGAGUACAGGGUGUCGCUGGUGACGCCCGAGCAGCCGGCCGUGUUCAGUGUCGAGGCCAGCCUGGACGUGCCACAUGUGGUGGUCUCCCCCACUCUGGACCAGGUCCAGGAGACGCUCGUCAGGGCCGGGAAAAUCAUACUGUCGGUCAGCAAGGGCGUCGGACAGUGGUGCCGACACAAGAAACACAAGGUGCCCUCGAACGCCGAGCUUCCGCCGCCACUACCGGUCGGCCCCGAGCCGCCCAAGUCUCGCUGGGGCACCCAGCUUCAGAAGGCAGUCCAAUACCGUGAGAUCCAAGCCAAACACAAGAACUACUACUCUUACGUCCACGACAACAAGGAGGUGGUCAAGUUGGUCGCCCUGCUGGCCAACUGUCUGCACAACACGCGCUUGCGUUUCGCCGACCUGCUGGCCGGCUGGGAGCCGUACCACCACCUCUGGCGGAUGGACCGGCGCGCCACCAUGAAGGCCGUCACACGACGGAGACCCUCGCUGAUCGAGUUCGAGACCGAGAUGCAGCGCUACAAGGACAUAGAGGCAGAGCUGGCCGAAAAACCGGCCACCAGCCGUGUCGGGGCGCUGGUCAUCUGCACAGUCCAGCUGCAGCGGCGGCUGAUGUCCGAGGCCCGCGGCUGGCUGGCGCGCUACGGCGAGGCGUGCCGGGACCAGCAGCGGCGCCAAACGGCCCGCCUGAUGGCACAUCUCACACAGGAGGCGCGGAGACUGGCGCAGCCCAUCAGUGACCUGGAGGACGUGCGUGCCGCCAUGGAGGUGCUCCGCCGCGUCAGGGAUAUGGAGAUCGACACGGACAGGGCCAUCGAGCCCAUCGAGGAGAGUCUGCUGGUGCUGGCCAAGUUCGGCCAGCCCUCCAGCCGGGAGGACGCAGACGCCGUGGACACUCUCCGGUACACCUGGCAGCGCGUGCAGAGCCACGCCGCCGAGGUGCAGUCGCUGCUGCGCUCCGUGGAGCCGCACUUCCGCGGCGAGCUGGUGCGCAACCUGGCGCAGUUCGAGCGCGACGUGCGCCAGUUUUGUGCCGACUACCGGCGCCAGGGGCCCAUGUCGCCCGGUCUGGAGCCGCGCGAGGCCUCCGAUCGGAUGCAGCUCUUCCAGAACCGUUUCGACGGCCUGUGGCGGCGCCACCAGAUCUACACCAGCGGCGAGGAGCUGAUCGGACUGGAGCACAAGGAGUACCCCAUCCUCGGGCAGAUCAAAAAGGAGCUCAACCUGCUCCAGAAACUGUACAGACUAUAUAACGAGGUGAUUGACCGAGUAAGCAGCUACUACGAGAUCCUCUGGGAGGAGGUCAACAUCGAGGAUAUCAACAAUGAGCUCAUGGAGUUCCAAAACAGAUGUCGGAAGCUGCCCAAGGGCCUGAAGGAGUGGCCGGCGUUUAACGCGCUGAAGAAAACAAUCGAUGACUUCAACGACAUGUGUCCGCUGAUCGAGCUGAUGGCCAACAAGGCGAUGAAGCCGCGUCACUGGCAGCGUCUCUCGGAGGUCUCCAAGUACCAGUACAAUGUGGAGAGCGACGGCUUCUGCCUCAAGGACAUCCUGAUGGCGCCGCUGCUGCAGUACAAGGAGGACAUCGAGGACAUCUGCAUCUCGGCGGUGAAGGAGCGCGACAUCGAGGCCAAGCUGCGUCAGGUCACCACCGAGUGGUCUGCCCAGGAGCUCAGCUUCAUGACGUUCAAAAGUCGCGGCGAGCUGCUGCUGAGGGGCGAUAACACGGCGGAGAUUAUCGGUCAGCUCGAGGACAGUCUGAUGGUGCUCGGAUCGCUGCUCUCCAACAGGUACAAUGCGCCGUUCCGUAAGCAGAUUCAGAACUGGCUGGCCGACCUGUCGAACACGAACGAGGUUCUGGAGCGGUGGCUGUUCGUGCAAAACCUCUGGGUCUACCUGGAAGCGGUGUUUGUUGGGGGUGACAUCGCCAAACAGCUGCCCAAAGAGGCCAAACGGUUCUACAUAAUCGACCGUUCGUGGCAGCGGAUCAUGCACCGGGCGCACGAGGUGCCGAACGUGGUCAGCUGCUGCGUGGGAGAGGAGUCGCUGAAGCAGCAGCUGCCGCACCUGCAGGAGCAGCUCGAGCUCUGUCAAAAGUCCCUCUCAGGCUAUCUGGAGAAGAAGCGCGUGCUGUUUCCUCGUUUUUUCUUCGUCUCGGACCCGGCCCUGCUGGAGAUCCUCGGCCAGGCCUCCGACUCUCACACCAUCCAGAGCCACCUAAUGAGCAUCUUUGACAACACAAAGUCGGUCAAGUUCCACGACUCAGACUACGAUAAAAUACUGGCCGUCAUCUCCAGCGAGGGAGAGACGAUCCACCUGGAGAAGCCGGUCCGGGCCGAUGGUAGCGUCGAGGUGUGGCUGAUGAGUCUGCUGAAGAUGGCCCAGCAGUCGCUUCACGCCAUCAUACGACAGGCGCACUUUGUCCUGCAGGACGCCACCAUCAACGUGCUUAACUUCCUGGACAGCUUCCCGGCCCAGGUGGGCAUCCUGGGAAUCCAGAUGAUCUGGACCCGGGACGCCGAGAUGGCGCUGGGCCAGGCCCGGUUCGACCGGAAAAUCAUGUCCGACACCAACAACAGGUUCUUGGAGCUGCUGAAUCUCCUGAUUGACCGGACGGCGGCCGACCUGACGCGCAUGGAACGGACCAAGUACGAGACGCUCGUCACCGUGCACGUCCACCAGAGGGACAUCUUCGACCACAUGUGCCGACUGCAGGUGAAGGCGGUCACGGACUUUGAGUGGCUGAAGCAGUGCCGGUUCUACUUCAAAGACGACCUGGACCAGACCAGGAUCUCCAUUACCGACGUACACUUUGUUUACCAGAACGAGUUUCUGGGCUGCACGGAGCGACUGGUGAUCACGCCGCUUACAGACAGGUGCUACAUCACCCUGGCUCAGGCGCUGCACAUGUCCAUGGGCGGCUGUCCGAACGGCCCGGCCGGCACCGGCAAGACCGAGACGGUCAAGGAUAUGGGCAAGACGCUCGGCAAGUACGUAGUCGUCUUCAACUGCUCGGACCAGAUGGACUUCCGCGGCCUGGGGCGCAUCUACAAAGGUCUGUGCCAGUCCGGCUCGUGGGGAUGCUUCGACGAGUUUAACCGGAUCCAGCUGCCGGUGCUGUCUGUGGCCGCCCAGCAGGUGGCCGUCAUACUCAACGCCAAAAAGGAGCACAAGAGACACUUUGUCUUCACCGACGGCGACGAGAUCUCCAUGAACCACGAGUUCGGCAUCUUCUUGACCAUGAACCCCAGUUACGCCGGUCGUCAGGAGCUGCCGGAGAACCUCAAGAUCCAGUUCCGGAAUGUGGCGAUGAUGGUGCCCGACCGUCAGAUCAUCAUCCGCGUCAAGCUGGCCUCCUGCGGCUUCCUGGAGAACAUCACGCUGGCCAGGAAGUUUUUCACGCUCUACAAACUGUGCGAGGAGCAGCUCACCAAACAGGUGCAUUACGAUUUCGGCCUGCGUAACAUCCUAUCCGUGCUGCGAACGCUGGGAGCUGCCAAACGGAAAAACUCCAAGGACUCUGAGUCGACGAUCGUGAUGAGGGUGCUGCGAGAUAUGAACCUCUCCAAACUGAUCGACGAGGACGAGCCUCUGUUCCUGUCUCUAAUCAACGACCUGUUCCCGAACAUGGCGCUGGAGAAGGCCGGCUACCCGGACCUGGAGACGGCCAUCGCUAACGAGACAGCACGCGAGGGACUCGUGGCGCACCCGCCCUGGACGCUCAAACUCAUCCAGCUGUACGAGACGCAGCUGGUGCGUCACGGCAUCAUGACACUGGGUCCUAGCGGAUCCGGCAAGACCAGCUGCAUCCAGGUGCUGAUGAAGGCCUUCACCGCCACCGGAUCCGUGCACAGGGAGAUGCGGAUGAACCCCAAGUCGAUCACGGCCGCCCAGAUGUUCGGCCGGCUGGACGUGGCCACCAACGACUGGACAGACGGGGUGUUCAGCGCACUCUGGCGCAAAACCAUGAAGGCCAAAAAAGGUGAGUACACGUGGCUGGUGCUGGACGGACCGGUGGACCCAAUCUGGAUCGAGAACCUCAACUCUGUGCUGGACGACAACCGCACGCUGACACUGGCCAACGGCGACCGGCUGCCCAUGGCCGCCACCUGCAAGGUCAUCUUCGAGCCGCAGGACAUCGACAACGCCUCGCCGGCUACCGUCUCACGAAACGGAAUGGUGUACAUGAGCUCCUCUGGUCUGGACUGGAAGCCGAUCCUGGCCUCGUGGCUGCGCGCCCGGCCCGACCCCAAGGCCGACUGGCUGGAGGAGCUGCGGGAGCUGUUUGACGCCAGCUUCUCUUCUCUCUACGUGUGGAGCACUCAGAACCUCCGCUUCAAGAUGCCCGUCCUCGAGGUCAACAUCAUCACACAGAUCCUGACUCUGCUGACGGCCAUGCUGCCCGAGUCGCCGGAGGAGGCGUGGCAGGAGCGGGAGGCGGCCUCCGCCCCCGCCGCCGCCCCGGACGAUUCGGACGCCGCUGCCGCCGCCGCCGAGGAGGGCGAGACGCCACCGGCCGACCCCGCCGCCGCGCCCGCCGCCGCCCCGGCCGUGGACACCGCCCGCUUCAGGGCCUACUUGCAAAGGGUGUACACAUUCUGUCUGAUGUGGUCGGUCGGAGCGUUCCUGGAGACAGACGACAGAGCCAAACUGGAGCAGCAGAUGAGGACCGAGUUUCCCGACUGGGAGCUACCGCAGCCCGAGCGGCGAGAGACCAUCUUCGACUACUUCAUCGAUGACGCAGGAGCGUGGCAGCCGUGGCGCAGCCGGGUCACCGCCUACGUCUACCCGGAGAGCUCCACCCCCGACUUUCCGUCCAUCCUCGUCCCGAACGUGGACAAUGUGCGGACAGAGUUCCUGUUGUCCCUGGCCGCCGGACAGGGAAAGCCGUGUCUGCUGCUCGGAGAGCCGGGCUCGGCCAAAACGGUCAUGGUCGAGGCGUUCAUGAAGCGCGCCAACCCCGACGAGUGUGUCAGUCGGCGCAUGAACUUUUCGUCCGCCACUCUGCCCGUCAACUUCCAGCGGACGAUGGAGAGUUUCCUGGACAAGCGGAUGGGCUCGACGUACGGUCCUCCGGCCGGCAAAAAGAUGUUCGUCUUCAUUGACGACCUGAACAGCCCGAGGGUGAACGAGUGGGGAGACCAGGUGACGAACGAGAUUGUGCGCCAGACCAUCGAGAUGAACGGCUUCUACAGCCUGGACAAGCCGGGGGAGUUCACUCACGUGGUGGACGUCCAGUGUCUGGCCGCCAUGGGACAGCCCGGCGGCGGCAGAAAUGACAUCCCACACCGGCUGAAGCGGCACUUUGCCAUCUUCAACUGCACGCUGCCCUCGAACGCGUCCAUCGACCUCAUCUUCGGCACGAUCGCCACCGGUCACUACUGCGCCAAGCGCGGCUUUACGGACGAGGUGCGUCAGCUGGUGCAGCGACUGGUGCCCGUCACACGCCGGCUGUGGCACGCCACAAAGACGCGGAUGCUGCCGACGCCCGCCAAGUUCCACUACGUGUUCAACCUGCGCGACCUGUCUCGGAUCUGGCAGGGCGUCAUCGGCACGCUCAGCACAGUGGUCACCUCGGAGGCCAUCCUGAUGGCGCUCUGGAAACACGAGUGCACGCGCGUCAUCGCAGAUAGGUUUACCACGGCCCAGGACGGCGAGUGGUUCUCUGUUCAGCUGCAGCAGACGGUUCACAAGUACCUGGGCGUCCAGUACGGGGACAUGCUGCAGCCGGACCUCUUCUUCGUUGACUUCCUCCGGGACGCGCCCGAGCCCACCGGUGACGAGGGAGACGAUAUCGACAUGGAGAUGCCCAAGGUGUACGAGCCCAUCGAGUCGUUCAGUGCGCUCCGCGAGCGGCUCGUCAUGUUCCUGGCGCAGUACAACGAGAUGGUGCGCGGCGUCGGCAUGGAUCUGGUGUUCUUCAUGGACGCCAUGGUGCAUCUGAUCAAGAUAUCUCGGAUUAUCCGUAACCCGGGCGGUAACGCGCUGCUGGUGGGAGUCGGCGGCUCCGGCAAACAGUCGCUCACCAAGCUGGCCUCCUUCAUCGCCAGCUACAAGACCUUCAACCUCACCAUCACCAGGUCGUACAACUCCAACAACCUGCUGGAGGACCUGAAGGUGCUGUACCGCACGUGCGGCGUCCAGGGCAAGGGCACGGCGUUCAUCUUCACCGACCAGGAUAUCAAGGAGGAGGGCUUCCUCGAGUACAUCAACAACGUGCUCGCAUCAGGUCUCAUCUCCAACCUGUUCAACCGGGACGAGAUGCAGGAGAUAUGUGCCGAGCUGACCCCUGUGAUGAAGCGCGAACACCCGCGGCGGCCACCCACUCCCGAGACGCUGGCCGACUACUUCCUCUGCCGGGUCCGACAGAACCUGCACGUGGUCCUCUGCUUCUCACCGGUGGGCGAGAAGUUCCGUUCGCGGGCGCUGCGCUUCCCCAGCCUGGUGUCAGGCUGCACGGUGGACUGGUUCCAGCCGUGGCCCAAACAGGCGCUGAUCGCUGUGGCCGAACACUUCACGGGCACGUUCUCACUGGCCUGUGAGCCGAGCGUACGCGACCAGCUGGUGCAGGCCAUGGGAGCCGUCCAGGACACCGUGGCAGACUACUGCGUCCAGUUCUUCCUCAGGUUCCGACGUUCAGCUCACGUUACCCCCAAGUCCUACCUGUCCUUCCUCAACUCGUACAAGACCGUGUACCGCAACAAGAGCGCCGAGAUUGGCGAGCUGGCCGAACGGAUGAGCUCGGGACUCACCAAGCUGCACGAGGCGUCGCUGACAGUGGAGGCCCUCAAACGGGAGCUGGUGGUCACGGAGACUGAGCUGGCGCAGGCCUCUGCUAAGGCUGAACAGGUGCUGGAGGCGGUCACGAGCCGCGCCGAGGAGGCCGAGACCAUCCGUGACCACAUGGUCCGUGUCAAGGACCGCGCCAUCGCGCUGGUGGACCAGAUCGCCUGCGACAAACAGCUGGCCGAGCAGAAGCUGGAGCUGGCCCGGCCGGCGCUGGAGAUGGCAGAGGCCGCGCUCAACACCAUCAAACCGGCUCACAUAGCCACCGUGAGGAAGCUGGGCCGUCCGCCGCACCUGGUGAUGCGUAUCAUGGACUGCGUGCUCAUCCUCUUCCAGAAGCACCUGCAGCCGGUGAAGCCGGACCCGCAGGCGCCCUGUCCCAAACCCUCCUGGGUCGAGUCGCUCAAGAUGAUGGCGAGCACCACAUUCCUGCAGCAGCUGCAGAGCUACCCCAAGGACACCAUCAACGACGAGAUGAUCGAACUGCUGGAGCCCUACUUCGACAUGGAGGACUACAACAUGGACACGGCUACCCGCGUCUGUGGCGACGUGUCCGGCCUGCUCUCCUGGACGCGCGCCAUGUCCUUCUUCUUCGGCGUCAACAAGGAGGUGCUGCCUCUCAAGGCGAACCUGGCGCUGCAGGGCGCGCGUCUCUCCUCGGCCCAGGACGAGCUCAGUGCCGCCGAGGCCGAGCUGACUGACAAGGAGGCUCAGCUGGCCAGCGUCAAGGCUCAGUACGACCGCGCUGUGGCCGAGAAGACGCGCCUCACGCAGGCGGCCGACGCGUGCAGGAGGAAGAUGCACGCUGCCAGUCAGCUGAUCAACGGUCUGGGCGGGGAGAAGGUGCGCUGGACCCAGCAGAGCAGGGCCUUCAAGGAGCAGCUCGGACGGCUGGUGGGCGACGCUCUGAUGGCAGUAGCGUUCCUGUCGUACGCCGGUCCGUUCAACCAGGAGUUCCGCUGCUCUCUGCAGGCCAGCUGGCGCCAAAUUCUGCAAUCUCGCGCCAUACCGCUGACUGAGAACCUCAACAUCAUCUCCAUGCUGUGUGAUAACGCUACGGUGGCAGAGUGGAGCCUGCAGGGUCUGCCCAGUGACGAGCUGUCCAUUCAGAACGGCAUUGUGGCCACCCAGGCCAGCUGCUACCCACUGAUGAUCGACCCGCAGGGACAGGGCAAGGCCUGGAUCAAAAACAGGGAGGCCGCCAACGAACUGCAGAUCACGUCCCUCAACCACAAAUACUUCCGCGCCCAUCUGGAGGACAGCCUGUCGCUGGGCCGGCCGCUACUGAUUGAGGAUGUGGGAGAGGAGCUCGACCCCGUGCUGGACAACCUGCUGGAGAAGAACUUCAUCAAGUCCGGAUCCACCCUCAAGGUGCUGGUUGGCGACAAGGAAUGUGACGUCAUGCCGGGUUUCACGCUGUACAUCACGACGAAGCUGGCGAACCCAGCGUACAGCCCGGAGGUGGCCGCCAAGACGGCCAUCAUCGACUUCACCGUCACUGUGCUGGGACUGGAGGACCAGCUGCUCGGUCGUGUGAUCCGGACAGAGAAGGUGGAGCUCGAGUCGGACCGCGUGGCGCUCAUUGAGGCAGUCAUGGAGAAUAAGCGCAAGACCAAGGCGCUGGAGGACGACCUGCUGUACCGGCUGACGUCCACGCAGGUGUCCCUAGUGGACGACGAGGACCUGAUUCAGGUGCUGCAGUACACCAAAACCACCGCACAGGAGGUUCACGAGAAACUGCAGAUCGCAGCAGAGAUGGAGAAGAAAAUCAAUAAAGCUCGGGACGAGUUUCGUCCGGUGGCCGCCAGGGGAUCGAUCCUCUACUUCCUCAUCACGGACAUGAGCGAGGUGAACGUCAUGUACCAGACGUCGCUGAAGCAGUUCCUCGGACUCUUCGACCAGUCCAUGCAGAAAGCGGAGAAGGGCGAUAACACGACGGAGCGUAUCCAGAAUAUCAUCGACUACCUGACCCACGAGUUGUGGCGCUACGGCUCCCGCGGUCUGUACAAGCAGCACAAGACGCUCUUCACGCUGCUGCUAGCCAUCAAAGUGGACAUGCAGGCCGGCAAGAUCACCCACGCCCAGUUCAUGACCUUCAUCAAAGGCGGAGCAUCGCUUGACCUGAAGACGGUGCAGCCCAAGCCUUGCCGCUGGAUUCUGGACAUCACCUGGCUCAAUCUGGUGGAACUGUCCAAACUCAGUCCUUUUGAGGACCUCCUACAGCAGGUGGUGAAGAACGAGAAGGAGUGGCGCGCCUGGUUCGACAAGCAGCGUCCCGAGUCUGAGCGGAUCCCCAGCGGGUACUCGGAGGGCCUGGAUCCGUUCCGGAAACUGCUGCUGAUCCGCUCCUGGUGCCCGGACCGCACCCUAUCGCAGGCCAAGUCGUACUUCGCAGCCUCUCUGGGCAGCCGUUUCUCACAGGAGGUGGUACUGGACCUGGACGCCACGUGGGGAGAGUCGGACCCCCGCACCCCGCUCAUCUGCUUCCUCUCUGUCGGUGCCGACCCGUCGUCUCAGAUCUUCAACCUGGCCAAGGCCAAGGGCGUAGGUAUCGAGUCGAUCUCGAUGGGUCAAGGUCAAGAGGGUCACGCACGGCAGCUGAUCAGUGUUUCCAUGGAAACGGGCGCUUGGGUGCUGCUCCAGAACUGCCACCUCUCGCUGCACUUCUGUGACGAGGUAAUGGAGCUGGUACAAGAGACGGAGCCGGUGCACGCCCAGUUCCGGCUCUGGAUCACCACAGAGUACCACGCCCACUUCCCCAUCAGUCUGCUGCAGAUGUCGAUCAAGUUCACCAACGAGCCGCCGCAGGGCGUGCGCGCCAGCCUGCGGCGCACGUUCGCCGACAUGUCGCAGGACCUGCUGGAGUACACGGCGGCGCCGCAGUGGUCGGGCCUGCUGUACGGCGUCUGCUUCCUGCACACGGUGCUGCAGGAGCGGCGCAAGUUCGGCCCGCUCGGCUGGAACGUGCCGUACGAGUUCAACCAGGCCGACCUCACCGCCUGCAUCCAGUUCCUGCAGAACCACCUGGACGAUGUGGACCCGAGAAAGGGUGUCUCGUGGCCCACCAUCUGCUACAUGCUGGGCGAGGUCCAGUACGGCGGUCGGGUCACCGACGACUUCGACAAGCGUCUGCUGGUCACAUUCACACACGUCUGGUUCUCGGAGCGGCUGGUGCGGCCCAGCUUUGCCUUUUACGAGGAGUACCGGGUGCCGCCGGGUCGCAGUCUGUCGCAGUACCUCGAGUACAUCGCCGGUCUGCCGGACGCCGACACGCCGCAGCUGUUUGGGCUGCACGCCAACGCUGAUAUUACGUACCAGAUUAACACGGCCAAGGGAAUCCUGGACACGAUCCUGAGCAUUCAGCCGAAGGAGGGCAGCAGCAUGGGCGGCGAGACCAGAGAGGCGGUCGUCAACCGGCUCUGCCAGGACAUGCUGGCCAAGCUGCCGUCGGACUACGUCGGCUUUGAGGUUCGGGAGCGACUGCAGGCCCUCGGGGCCCUGCUGCCCAUGACGAUUUUCCUUCGGCAGGAAAUCGACCGCAUACAGCAGGUGAUUACGGCCGUUCGCCAAACGGUGUGUGACCUGCGGCUGGCCAUCGAGGGCACCAUCAUCAUGUCACAGUCGCUGCGGGAGGCGCUGGACGCCAUGUAUGACGCCCGCGUACCCUCAAAGUGGCAUAAGAUCUCUUGGGACUCGAGCACGCUGGGUUUCUGGUUCACGGAGCUGCUGGAGCGCGACAGCCAGCUCAAGGUGUGGCUGUUCAGCGGCCGGCCCAAGGCCUUCUGGAUGACGGGCUUCUUCAACCCGCAGGGAUUCCUCACCGCCAUGAGACAGGAGAUCACGCGCGCCCACCGCGGCUGGGCCCUCGACUCCGUGGUAAUGCAGAACACCGUGACCAGCUUCACCUACGAGGAGAUCGACGAGCCUCCGCCCGAGGGUGUCUACGUGUACGGCCUGUUCCUCGAGGGAGCCGCGUUCGACCGCAAAACUGGCAAACUGGUCGAGUCUAAGCCGAAGGUGCUCUACGAGCCGAUGCCCACCGUUUACAUAUACGCCAUUUCAUCCACGGGCGGUAAGGACCCGCGGCUGUACGAGUGCCCCGUCUACCGCAAACCAUGCCGAACCGACCGCACCUACAUCGGCAGUAUCGACUUUGAGACCGAGCUGAGCGCCACCCACUGGACACUGCGCGGCGUGGCGCUACUCUGUGACAUCAAAUAAAACGGCAGAGGGAGAACUGUAAAUAUGUUAGGGUCGCAGUGCAAUACAGUCGUUGGGUACGGUGAAGCAUAGACAGACUUUUCGAGCUUGUCGAACUAGUCUUAUGGGAGUUGCGGCGUUGACAGUAGUGAUAUCUUGAAGUGAUGUACGGAAAAAAUAUAGUUAACAAGACAACAUGUAUCUGAAUAUCUGACAAACAGUAGCUUGUCUUAUCGGGGCAUAUUAUUAGUUUAUCACAAGAGGUCAAUUCUCAGCAGUACGUGAUCCACAUAAAUCCAGAACGUUCUAGUCGGUGUGCAACGUCGAGACAUCUGUGAGCUUACUUAAAAGGAGUUCUCGGAACGUCAGCCCUUCAAAGUUUGGGUUGGCCCAGUGGCUGGGUACGAUCACGGUACGAUAUUCGGAUCAUCGGUGCAGCAGGGCCUCGUUCGAGUAGUUUCUGGAGUGUUCUCCGUCCAAGGAUGUCCGUGAAACUGAUCCGGAUGUAGAGAGGGAUUUUGGGGAGCUGUUCCGUGGUCCCUAUCAGCUGACACUUCCUCGAGCUGCGCCGAUAGUCGAUAGCUGCUGCUGUCACGUGAACGGUGGGCGUGUGUGUUUGUGAUCCUCGCCACGUGUUAAAUCCAUAUAAUAAGAGGUAAUAGAUAUAGAAAUAGGCAGACGGUUUAUUUUAGUUUAUUUUAGCCGUUCGGAAUAUAUUAUAUUUGCGCUCUCUUGAACGCAAAAUAACUAUUCGUCUAGUGAAGAAUAGAAAUGAGUAAUGACAUACCGAGUGAAUGUUACCAACAAAUUACAUGUGCACAUAAAGCGAGUGCUCGCAUAUACCGCAUGUAGUGGUAACUAACUAGGUGUCCUUGUAUUCGCGCUGUGUUACGCAGUGCCGCCGUGCCACGUAUUUACAUCACAUAUGCUUUCGUAUUAUUUUCAGUGAGGAUGGUGAUUUUAGAGUAUUGUUGGUGAUUUCCUAGUCACAGCUGAGAGCUUAUGUCACGCGCUUUGCGUGUUGUGUAUUGCGUGUGGUCUUAUGUUGUCACCUAGUUGACGUAACAUUUGUAAUGUCGUAUUGUUCGGCUGUGUCUCUGGCUCGUUC
Amphibalanus amphitrite is the source of this 15364-nucleotide messenger RNA. Its product is annotated as dynein axonemal heavy chain 5-like. Gene Ontology annotation, biological process: microtubule-based movement. Gene Ontology annotation, molecular function: ATP hydrolysis activity; ATP binding; dynein intermediate chain binding. The transcript has 87 exons. NCBI's taxonomy places the organism in Eukaryota, Metazoa, Arthropoda, Thecostraca, Balanomorpha, Balanidae. Gene Ontology annotation, cellular component: dynein complex. Bases 1 to 14277 code for a protein of 4758 amino acids. The record is from RefSeq and is a predicted model, not a curated record.